CUGAUGCAGUGUGUUCUUCAUUACAGUAGUGCGUGCAGUUAUACGGUGUCAGUUGGUCCCAUUAAAUCUGCGUAUAAAAUAUCUGAUAGUUAUAAAACUGCAGAGUCUGUGACUGAAUUUAUUGCCUGCAAAUUGUGAUUAUUUACGUUUAUACCAGUAACCAACAGCAAAGAUGAAGACUAAAUUCAUCAAUGGCGUCACUUCCUCGCCAUCAAUGUCUCUGGGUUUAUUGGUAAAUGAGAAUGUCCUCCAUGUCCAGCCAGACAUUGUGAACGACUGCAAAGACAUUAUUCGACCGGAUGAGCCCGACCACCAGACGAAGCAUAAGGCAUAUCUAUGGUGUAAAGAAUUCCUUCACGGAGCCUGGAAGUCCAUAGAUGAGGAUGAUUUCCAAAUCUCUGUUAUCAGGGGAGGUCUCAGCAACAAACUGUUCCGCUGCGCUUUGCCAGAGAAGCAACCAAGCUUUGGAGAUGAACCACGAAACGUGCUGCUUCGUCUGUAUGGAGAAAUUCUGCAGAUGUCCUGUAAUAAAACGGAUUCCAGAAAAUCAAACACAGAAAAUCACUUUCAAGGAGCUGAUGCCAUGGUACUGGAGAGUGUGAUGUUUGCCAUCCUGGCCGAGAGGGAGCUUGGGCCCAAGCUCUAUGGCAUUUUUCCACAGGGGAGACUGGAACAGUUUGUUCCUAGUCGAAAAUUGUCCACAGAUGAGCUGAGUGUCCCUGGUAUAUUUGAUGAGAUUGCUGAAACGAUCACCAGAUUUCAUGGAAUGAGAAUGCCCUUCAACAAGGAGCCAAAGUGGCUGUUUUGCACCAUGGAAAAGUACAUGGAUCAAGUGCUUCAGCUCACCUUCACCAGGGAGCACCAUCUACGAAACUUCUCCCGCCUUUUGAGCUUCAACUUGCCUCAAGAGAUGGACAGUCUCAAGUGUCUGCUUGAAUCAACUCCCUCUCCUGUUGUUUUCUGCCACAAUGACUUGCAAGAAGGAAACAUCUUGCUUCUGAGUGGCCGUGAGAACACAGACAGACAGAGGCUCAUGUUAAUCGACUUUGAAUACAGCAGCUACAACUACAGAGGAUUUGACAUUGCAAAUUUCUUCUGUGAGUGGACUUAUGACUACACCUAUGACAAGUUUCCAUUUUUCAUCACAAACACCAAAAAUUACCCCACCAAAGCACAGCAGAUGCAUUUCUUUCAGAGUUAUCUUUUGGAAUCUCAUGCUGGAUUUGAAGACUUGAGUGAGGAGGACCAGCUGAAACUCAAAGAGGAUAUGCUAGUGGAAGUUAACAGGUUCGCUCUGGCCUCCCAUUUCUUUUGGGGAUUGUGGUCCGUGAUCCAGGCCAAAAUAUCAACUAUUGAGUUUGGGUACAUGGAGUACGCCAUGGCUAGAUUUGACGCGUACUUUGAGCUGAAAAAGAAGCUCAGGAUUUAAAGAAAACAUGCAUAAAUUCCCAACGGACAGUAGGAAGAGGGAACAGCUGCUCAUAUGGUGUCGAGAAGAGCGGAGCAGAUUUAGAAUAUGCUUAAAAGAGGAAGCUCUGCGUCUGUAGUGAUUCAGCCUGAGCUUCUGGACAGUUGGAGAACAAUACAGAAGAAUAAUGAGCUCACAUGACGAAAACAAAGACUGUAGGUCAGGGGAAAGUAUUUUACGCAGCUGCAAUUUGAUUCAUAAGUCAAAGAAUGGUGUGGUGGAAGGUUCUUGAUGCUAACUUAAGCCUUGUGGUGUUUCUUAUCACCUAGUCAUGUAGUGUUAUCUAGACAACCGGUGAUAGAAGAUGCGCUGUGAAAGAGUAAGGUUCAAAAACUGGACCUGUUACAAGAAGAUGGUACAACAGACCAAACGAUGUUAACACUGUGGUUCUGAUGAUUCAGCAUUGUGUUUGUUUCCAUUUUUUUCAGUGUCCUUUUUACUGGAUGAUUGACCUCUUUUCUACUUCUAUUAGAUCAUGUGUUGUUUGAUGUCUGUUUCUAGAAGAUCUGCAUGAUGUGAAGUGAAAUACCUGUGGGACCGCACCAUCUGCGUGCUCCUUAGGAGAGAGAUAGUAUGAAAUAUGUGUCUUAACAUUGGAAAACCAUGUUUUUGACCAUAGUGAUGUCAUUCACCUUUUGUUAGAGGUUCUUGUUUAUUUGAUAGGAAUUUGAUAUGUUUAAGAUUACCCGUCUGUAUCUGAUUUGAUACUGAAUUGAUAACUGUUAGAUAUUAAUAUAAAACUUUAUUAAACAGUUGAUCCUAAAAUAACAGCCUUUUGUUUUAUAUAACAGUUGCUCUGAUUAAAAUUUCACAGUAAACGUUUAUGAAAGUUUAUUCUACUUUUCUUUUUUAAAAUUGUAUAAUAUUGUUUUAGAACUGAACAAUAUAUACUUAGUUUUGCAUUUUACUUUGUAUAACCUUGAAUUGUGGUAAAAGUAUUGUUUAUUUGUUCAUAUAUUUGAAAUAUUGGUAUAGUAAUACGUUAUUAAGGUAAUAACGGUAAUGUUAAAGGCACUUUCUGAAGCAGUUCUGUGAAAAAGUUUUAUUAAUUGGAAUGUAACAUUUCUAUUUUUCUUACUGAAAUAAUAUAAUUCUUAUGGCCCUCGGUGUACUGGAUCUUUUGGCCCUUGGUAAUAUAUUAUAUUAAAUCAU
This is a messenger RNA of Carassius carassius (crucian carp), 2620 nucleotides long. RefSeq names its product choline kinase alpha-like. Gene Ontology annotation, biological process: CDP-choline pathway; phosphatidylethanolamine biosynthetic process. Gene Ontology annotation, cellular component: cytoplasm. The transcript has 12 exons. Gene Ontology annotation, molecular function: choline kinase activity; ethanolamine kinase activity. The record is from RefSeq and is a predicted model, not a curated record. Lineage: Eukaryota; Metazoa; Chordata; Actinopteri; Cypriniformes; Cyprinidae. The coding region runs from base 173 to 1429 and encodes 418 amino acids.